UCUUUCCUACCGGCCGAGGCAAUCAGGUUGCGCGACAACGACACCAACGAUGACGACAGGAACAGCGCAUGCUGGGCGAAGAGCGUGGAGAUUACCGACUUCAUCUUUGUGAACGGCAGCAAUACGAACAUUGGCGCCUUUAUUGUGUGGAACAUAUCUGUCGAAACCAUGAAUGGAAGCUACAUGAACAUUCGGAAACGCUACUCCGAGUUUGACGAUUUUCGACGAAAACUCACACAAUCGUUUCCCAACUUCAGAGCGGCAGUGCCGGAAUUACCACCCAAAAGCGCGUUAUUCAAAUUCCGACCCAAGUUCCUGGAAAAGCGCCGGGCUGGCCUGCAAUAUUUUCUAAACUGUAUACUAUUAAAUCCAGAGUUCUCGGGAUCACCUGUUCUCAAGGACUUUCUCUUUGCGUAAUCACGCGGCGACGUUUUUCUUCUUUUUUACCUCUUUUUAAUUCUUCCCCGAAAGGAGCCGGGCUUUUGAAAACUGCGCAUCGCUUUUAGCCGAAAGGCCUAAAAGUAGCACCCACGUGUUUUGCUGCACGACUGAGCUGGAUAAAUUGAGCUCCAUGGUUUCCUUUUUGGGUAAUAUUCCUCGCAUCUAAUUUUGAGCAUGUAUUCUGCUGUUAAAAUGCGAGCUUGAGUUUUUAUACGUCCUAGAGGGGCCGGUCUUUUAUGUCAUAUAGGUUUGCAAUAAUAUGUUUAAUGGUAGUG
Molecule: messenger RNA, 716 nt
Organism: Trichoderma atroviride IMI 206040
Lineage: Eukaryota; Fungi; Ascomycota; Sordariomycetes; Hypocreales; Hypocreaceae
Cellular component (GO): endosome
Molecular function (GO): phosphatidylinositol-3-phosphate binding
Source: RefSeq, a predicted model, not a curated record